AUGGCAAAUGGUACAAACUCUUCAGGAUCUUACUUGCCCUCAAAAAUAAGAAGUUCUAAAAUAAAUAACUACUUGAAGGAAUUGAAUGAGGACUUGAAGCUAAGGAAGCAGGAACUUUUAGAGAUGCUAAAACCUCUAGAAGAUAAGAACAAUCUCUUGUUCCAGAAGUUAAUGUCUAACUUGGAGGAGAAACAAAGAAGUCUGCAGAUCAUGAGGCAGAUCAUGGCAAGGAAGGGCUCUGAUGAAUCCUCAGUCAUGGAGCUCAUCAAAGAAGCAGAGGAAAUGAAACAGAACCUGGAAAGGAAAAACAAGAUGCUUCGGAAGGAAAUGGAGAUGCUAUGGAACAAGACAUUCAAGGUGGAAGAACUCAGUGAUCAACAAAAAGCACCACAGAUAAAAAACAAGGCCAACAUGCAAGAUGGAAAGGCUCCCAAAUUCCCCUCAUCACCUAGGAAGACUAAGAGUAUACUAGAGACAUCAUUUGCAAAGAAAGUGAAGAAGAUAAGAAAGGAAAAGCAGCAGAGGAAAAUGGAAUGGGUCAAGUAUCAGGAACAAACCAACAAUUUUCAGAACGACUCUCAUGGCAAAGUGAUUGAGUUGAGAAUUGAAGCCUUGAAGAACUACCAGAAAGCCAAUGACCUGAAAUUAUCACUGUACUUACAGCAGAAUUUUGAGCCAAAACAAGUACUUUUAAAUCCUCCUGGGUCCCAAGGUACUAUGGGUACCAUAACUCUGGGCGGAGCAACUACCAGCAGAAACGAACCCCGUGUGAGGACUCUGGGAUCAAAGAUCUACACGAAACAACAAGGAGCUAAAGGAAGUCAAUGCGAUGAUGUAGGAGGGAGGCUCUUCUUUUUGAGGUCAAUGUCAGAUGAAACACUGAAGGAUUAG
This is a messenger RNA of Carlito syrichta (Philippine tarsier), 891 nucleotides long. RefSeq lists its product as uncharacterized. Lineage: Eukaryota; Metazoa; Chordata; Mammalia; Primates; Tarsiidae. The record is from RefSeq and is a predicted model, not a curated record. The transcript has 10 exons. Bases 1 to 891 code for a protein of 296 amino acids.